AUGACUUGCACUACUGAACAAUGGGUCCGAUUGGCUACUUUCAAGCUUAAAGAUGUGGCAAAACAAUGGUGGGAAAGUAUUAAGCCUAUUGAUGGAUCUGAAUUGACUUGGGAGCAAUUUAAGAAGAGGUUCUUUGCCCACUAUUUCCCGCCAACUGUAAGGGCAGCAAAAGAAGCUGAGUUCCAUAACUUAAGACAAGGCAAUAUGGAUGUUGAAGAGUUCAUAGCCAAAUUUAAUGAGCUCUCUAAAUAUUCCUUGUACUUGAGGAGUAAUGCUGAUGAAGAAUGGAAGUGUGAGCAAUUCCUAGACAAGAUGAGACUUGAGUAUAGCAGGCAACUGGCAGCUCAUGAUAUUGAUUCAUUUGAAGUCAUGUGUAACAAGUUCAGGGCUGUUACUAGAAGAAGCCAGAUGAAUGAUGGUAACCAGCGAGAUGGCCAAGGCUGA
Molecule: messenger RNA, 444 nt
Organism: Prosopis cineraria
Lineage: Eukaryota; Viridiplantae; Streptophyta; Magnoliopsida; Fabales; Fabaceae
Exons: 1
Coding region: 1-444 (147 amino acids)
Source: RefSeq, a predicted model, not a curated record